AUCAGACUCAGUAGUGAUAGGCAAAACUAUAUGAUUAACUUGUAUUAGAAUCAAGGUUUUCUUUCUCUAGUUAGUGUGUUUUUCUUUGGUUUUCACUUUUGUUUUGUUUUGUUUUUUGAGUAGAUGUUGUUGCAAAUGUUGAUGUCAUUUCAAUGUUUAGGGUCUUGUUUUCAGAUAAUCCUGUGUAUAAUGUUUGAAAUUUUAAGUGAUUCUGUUGGUUAUAUUUAUAGCAAAUAUUCGAAUGUUGAAGCUUCCAGCUUUUUGUCAAAUGUUUUCAAAUCUUAAUGCUUAAGAAUAUUGGGUUAAUAAAAACUAAAUGUGAUUUAUAUUGUGUAUUAAACUUUUAUUGGAGGAGUUUAUAAGUGGGGGAAAUUUAAGCAAAUCUUUGAGUAUAAUUAUGGUUAAAUUGGAAAUGUUCGUGUUUAAAUAUAAUGAUAAAUGUAUUUUGAUAUUUAGCUUUCAGAAAAAGAAUACUAUUGCAAUAUUAAAAUGUUUUCUUGUCUAGAUAAUAAAUAUGAGAUUAAUUUGAUUUUUGUUAGUGAUAUUUAAUUCUGCUAGGGAAGGGACAAGUAUGGGUUGAUUUUUUUUUAAAAUAUAUAUGCUCAAAUUUUGUUAUUUGAUUCAAAUUUUAGAAAAUGGUUGCAAGUUUUAUAAAAUGUCAAUUUAUCUUUAAUUAAAAUGAAUUUGUUAUAUAUUUGUCAAUUUAAAUGUAUGACUACAGAAAUGUUUUGAUUAAGAACAACAACUUUUCUAUUAACUUUUAUAUGAUUUGUUGUUCUAUAGAUUUAUUUGUAAGAAACAUUUAAUUCUUAAUUUUCUGUUUUGAUAUUUGCUUUGCUUUUUAAUCUUAAGUGUGGUAAGUAGUACUGUUGUAAAAUAGUAUAAAAUGAUACAGGUUGCUGUUUUUGAUCUUUAUUUAUACCUGAGACCUGCAGUUUUUCUACAGUCCAAGUCACAAUUAAAAGUAAUAGCAUUCUGGUUAUUUUGCAGAAUUGCUCAUAAGAAUGGACAGGAUCUUGAAGGCUAACUGCAAGGAACUGUGCACACUGGAACUCAGUUGUAGAUUUUUUUUCUCAUUUCUAUUUAUUCUUAUUAUACAUUAUUUAUAUAUACAUAUUUUAGUAUUUACAUUUUAACAUUCUAUAUUCAGUGGAGUUCUAUAUUUCCAAUCAUUUUAACUUACUCACUAAAAUUUCUGUGUAAAUUUGUUGUUUUCGUACUGGUGUGCUUAGCGUUGUUGUUAGUUUUUUAUUCUCCUUUCUUAAAUUUCUGAAAAUGUCAAUUUUUCAAAAUUUACAGCUGCCCAAACUCCAAAAUGAUGAUAGAGAAUUGACCAAGAAAAAUAAAGAAAUCUGUUAACAGGCCAUGGAUGCCCGGGUAGUUAAAGACAUGGCAACCGGAAAGUCCAAAGGCUAUGGUUUUGUAUCUUUUUAUAACAAACUGGAUGCAGAAAAUGCAAUUGUGCACAUGGGGGGCCAGUGGUUGGGAGGUCGACAGAUCAGAACCAAUUGGGCCACACGUAAACCACCUGCCCCUAAAAGUACACAGGAAACUAACACUAAGCAGUUGAGAUUUGAAGAUGUAGUAAACCAGUCAAGUCCAAAAAAUUGUACUGUGUACUGUGGAGGAAUUGCUUCUGGGCUAACAGAUCAGCUUAUGAGACAAACAUUUUCACCAUUUGGACAAAUUAUGGAAAUUCGAGUUUUUCCAGAGAAGGGCUAUUCGUUUGUCAGAUUUUCAACUCAUGAAAGUGCAGCCCAUGCCAUUGUCUCUGUUAACGGUACUACAAUUGAAGGACAUGUGGUUAAAUGCUAUUGGGGUAAAGAAUCUCCUGAUAUGACUAAAAACUUCCAACAGGUUGACUACAGUCAGUGGGGCCAGUGGAGCCAAGUGUAUGGAAACCCACAGCAGUAUGGGCAGUAUAUGGCAAAUGGGUGGCAAGUGCCUCCCUACGGAGUCUAUGGGCAGCCAUGGAACCAACAAGGAUUCGGAGUAGAUCAAUCACCUUCUGCUGCUUGGAUGGGUGGAUUUGGUGCUCAGCCUCCUCAAGGACAAGCUCCUCCUCCUGUAAUACCUCCUCCAAACCAAGCUGGUUAUGGAAUGGCCAGUUUCCCAACACAAUGAGCUGGGACUCUAAACACAGUUGUAACUCACCAUAGGCUGCAAUUUCGUAUGACACUUUGAAGACAUGAAAAGUAAACAUCGGAAGUGAGAAUAUUUAUUUUAACAAUUGAAAUGUUGGAACCCUUAGCACAGCUUUGCCCGGGGAAGGACACGUGUCUUCUAGUUCUGCCUUUUUAAGUUUUUGUUCAUGAUGGAGAUGAACAUGAUUUUUCUUUGUGUACAAAAACUAAAAUAAAGUCAAUAAAGACAAUUCUGACUAUAAAUUUUGAUAUAAUAGGAGAAAUGGGUAAUACAUUUUGAUUCUUAGACACUAUUCCAUUUUUAUCUUGCUGUUCAGUAUUUUAACUCACUGUGUUUUUAAAAGAGCAAAAAAGGGAGUAUCGUGAAAACUGAGAAUCACAUCAGUGCGGCCUGAAUUCUGAUACUCCCCUCCCAUCCCUGAGGUGGACCACAUUGAAGUCAGCAGGAAAAGUGUGAUUUCAGAAGAAAUACGUGAUGUGUGGGAAUCGCUGUGGAAGAAAUAUUGUUUCUCUCUCUAUUAAAGAAACUGAAGCCAGACUGAAAGCUUGCAACCUAAAUAAGGAACAGCAUCGUAGAAGUCCCUUGAGUGAAUGCUGGUGGUUCACAUUAAUACAUAUUUUUAAAACUUUCAAAGUGUUGGUUAUCAAAAUGUAGUAUAUUGCAUUUCAUUCUGGGGGGAAAUUCCAAGUAUGGUGUUUAUAUUAAAGUCAGACAGUCAUACUUGUGCUUUUACAUGGAGUUUAAAUGAUAAACAUUGUAAAUAUUGAAUAACUACAGUGUUCCAAAAGCAUGCUUCAACAUAGAAGUAGCAGCAGUGUACUUAUCCGAGGUGACAAGUGACAUCCAUUCUCACUGCAGCGAGAGCGCAGUGCUCGGUAACAAUGUUUCAGAUGCCGUUUCCAGGUUGGCCAUGUAAAGGAAGAUGACACAGGUGACUACACAGAAGAAGCCUUAAUUUAAUUUCAUAUAGAUCCUGAAGCAUUAGUAUAUUCUAAAUUGUAAGUGGAAGUAAGUUAGUUCUGGACUUUUUUUUCUUCUUCUUCUUCUUCUUCUUCUUCUUCUUCUUCUUCUUCUUCUUCUUCUUCUUUUUUUUUUUUUGCUUUAUUUGGUACAAAAUACCUUGAUUAAAACCAGUGAAAUGAUUUCAGAUUUCCUAUAAGUUGUAUAGCACAAAUGUUUUUUUAAAAAUCUUGGGAUGUUUUUAAAAAUUAGAUAUAUUUUGCCCAAGAAUUUUUUUAACAAGAUUGCUAAAAUAUCUUAUUUAGACAGCUUGAUGUACCUAUUUAUAAUUGGAUAUUCAAUUUAAGUCAAACACAAAGUUGUGACUUUUAUUCCUAAUUUGUUCUUUUUCCUUGUGGGGAGUGUGUGGGUGACAGGCCUGAAGAGGCCUGAGUUGUAUGUGUCCAGUUUGUAAAUGAACCCAUAGGGAAGAUGCAGGAGUUCCUGGUGUGCUUCCACGGCAUUUUUCAGUCUUUGUGGAUACAGUCUGCCUCAUAGUUCCAUAAAACAGGAAUGUGAAAUAGAAAACAAUCUAUGUUUCAGUUGUGACAGCUAGGGGGUGCAAAUGUUCUGGCAGUGUAUUAAACCUGUUGGCCUGUGUAUGCACAAGAGCAAACAACCCCUAACAGUUCAGUGGUAAGGUCGGUAAGAUGCAGCUGGUGGCCGCGCUUAGCCAUUGAAGUCUAAUGAUUAAGAUAAUGUGGUUUUAUAUGUUGGUGACCACAAAAAUUCUGGUAUUUUUCCUCCUUCACUUAAAAAUACAGCCAAAUAUAUUUAGUAUAGAAAUUUACAGGGUCUGAAAUUCAUUUUUGAGCCAAAAUCUUAUGUACCUUAGUUUUUUUUUUUUUAACCACAACAGUCCUGUGUUAUACUUGUCUAUGACUGAAAUACCCCUGUUUCUUCUGAUCAUCCUACCUUUGGGGGAUGUUCUGGAAAAGGUACUUUAUAUUUUAUAAGAAGAAACCAAUAAGCUAAUAUUCUGCCCCUGAGUUAAGAUUUUUGUUAACCUUUGUGAAACUCAAACACCCUAAGGAUUUUCUAAAUUGAUAAAAGCUUUUAUUGAAUUAAAAUUUCAAUUUGCCUUUUUUUCCUCUGCCAGUAUAUUAAGUAGCUUAUUGAGAUAACUAAUGGCUUAACUCUAGUGUAGCCUUUUCUGUUAUAUAUUCUAUGAUUUAAUGAAAUUAUCCAUACUAGUUACAUUGCCAUAGUGAGCAUGUGACUGACAUGUCUUUAGUCUUAAUUUGGAUAAGAAAAAAGGUUUUCUUGAUAAGUCAGUCACAGUCAUUUCACUGCAAAUAGUUUGAAGAUAGAAAGGGAAAUGUCCAAACGAAAUGCACUAUUUUUGAAAGUACAGUGAUCAAGCUAACACAGGUUCAGACUGUCUUACUACGCAGAUUUGAGUUUGUGCCAUCUUGGUCCACUUUAAGCCUAAGAACUGUUGCCUUUCCCUUCCUGUGUUCGUAAGAACAGCAGAGAGACUCUUUGGCAUGCAAGGAAAUGUCUCUUCAUAGUUUCUUGAGAUUUAUCUUGGUGUGUUUCUGCCUGCCAUUGUCUGUGCUUGAAUCCUUUUCUGCUAGCAUUUCCUCGAUGCCAGUCCGUCUGAUCUUUAUGUCUGCCGGCAGUGAGAGGCCAACUAAAGCCAAAGCUGUAAACCACAGUUGAAGUAAGUCUUUCAAUAA
Messenger RNA from Chionomys nivalis (European snow vole), 4823 nucleotides. It is a transcript of the gene Tial1, whose product is annotated as TIA1 cytotoxic granule associated RNA binding protein like 1. Gene Ontology annotation, molecular function: DNA binding; mRNA binding. Gene Ontology annotation, cellular component: cytosol. The transcript is spliced from 8 exons. NCBI's taxonomy places the organism in Eukaryota, Metazoa, Chordata, Mammalia, Rodentia, Cricetidae. Bases 1366 to 2124 code for a protein of 252 amino acids. The record is from RefSeq and is a predicted model, not a curated record.